AUGGUUUACAUGUUGGGAAGUUACUGGCUUUCAGAGAGGAAUCAAAAGCUUCCUCGCCUCACCGUGUCCCUUCGCCUCGUCUCAUCCUGUCCCUUCGCUUCACCCUCUCCCUCCCUUCGCUUCACCCUCUCCCUCCCUUCGCUUCACCCUCUCCCUCCCUUCGCAUCACCCUCUCCCUCCCUUCGCUUCACCCUCUCCCUCCCUUCGAUUCAACCUCUCCCUACCUUCGCUUCACCCUCUCCCUCCCUUCGCUUCACCCUCUCCCUCCCUUCGCUUCACCCUCUCCCUCCCUUCGCAUCACCCUCUCCCUCCCUUCGCUUCACCCUCUCCCUCCCUUCGCUUCAACCUCUCCCUCCCUUCGAUUCACCCUCUCCCUCCCUUCGCUUCACCCUCUCCCUCCCUUCGCUUCACCCUCUCCCUCCCUUCAAUUCAACCUCUCCCUACCUUCGCUUCACCCUCUCCCUCCCUUCGCUUCACCCUCUCCCUCCCUUCGCUUCAACCUCUCCCUCCCUUCGAUUCACCCUCUCCCUCCCUUCGCUUCACCCUCUCCCUCCCUUCGCUUCACCCUCUCCCUCCCUUCAAUUCAACCUCUCCCUACCUUCGCUUCACCCUCUCCCUCCCUUCGCUUCACCCUCUCCCUCCCUUCGCUUCACCCUCUCCCUCCCUUCGCUUCACCCUCUCCCUCCCUUCGCUUCACCCUCUCCCUCCCUUCGCUUCACCCUCUCCCUCCUUUCGAUUCAACCUCUCCCUACCUUCGCUUCACCCUCUCCCUCCCUUCUCUUCAACCUCUCCCUCCCUUCGCUUCAACAUCUCCCUACCUUCGCUUCACCCUCUCCCUCCCCUUCGCUUCACCCUCUCCCUCCCUUCGCUUCACCCUCUCCCUCCCUUCGCUUCACCCUCUCCCUCCCUUCGCUUCACCCUCUCCCUCCCUUCGCUUCACCCUCUCCCUCCCUUCGAUUCAACCUCUCCCUACCUUCGCUUCACCCUCUCCCUCCCUUCGCUUCAACCUCUCCCUCCCUUCGCUUCAACAUCUCCCUACCUUCGCUUCACCCUCUCCCUCCCUUCGCUUCACCCUCUCCCUCCCUUCGCUUCACCCUCUCCCUCCCUUCAAUUCAACCUCUCCCUACCUUCGCUUCACCCUCUCCCUCCCUUCGCUUCACCCUCUCCCUCCCUUUGCUUCACCCUCUCCCUCCCUUCGCUUCACCCUCUCCCUCCCUUCGCUUCACCCUCUCCCUCCCUUCGCUUCACCCUCUCCCUCCUUUCGAUUCAACAUCUCCCUACCUUCGCUUCACCCUCUCCCUCCCCUUCGCUUCACCCUCUCCCUCCCUUCGCUUCACCCUCUCCCUCCCUUCGCUUCACCCUCUCCCUCCCUUCGCUUCACCCUCUCCCUCCCUUCGAUUCAACCUCUCCCUACCUUCGCUUCACCCUCUCCCUCCCUUCGCUUCAACCUCUCCCUCCCUUCGCUUCAACAUCUCCCUACCUUCGCUUCACCCUCUCCCUCCCUUCGCUUCACCCUCUCCCUCCCUUCGCUUCACCCUCUCCCUCCCUUCAAUUCAACCUCUCCCUACCUUCGCUUCACCCUCUCCCUCCCUUCGCUUCACCCUCUCCCUCCCUUUGCUUCACCCUCUCCCUCCCUUCGCUUCACCCUCUCCCUCCCUUCGCUUCACCCUCUCCCUCCCUUCGCUUCACCCUCUCCCUCCUUUCGAUUCAACAUCUCCCUACCUUCGCUUCACCCUCUCCCUCCCCUUCGCUUCACCCUCUCCCUCCCUUCGCUUCACCCUCUCCCUCCCUUCGCUUCACCCUCUCCCUCCCUUCGCUUCACCCUCUCCCUCCCUUCGCUUCACCCUCUCCCUACCUUCGCUUCACCCUCUCCCUCCCUUCGCUUCAACCUCUCCCUCCCUUCGCUUCAACAUCUCCCUACCUUCGCUUCACCCUCUCCCUCCCUUCGCUUCACCCUCUCCCUCCCUUCGCUUCAACCUCUCCCUCCCUUCAAUUCAACCUCUCCCUACCUUCGCUUCACACUCUCCCUCCCUUCGCUUCACCCUCUCCCUCCCUUCGCUUCACCCUCUCCCUCCCUUCGCUUCACCCUCUCCCUCCCUUCGCUUCACCCUCUCCCUCCCUUCGCUUCACCCUCUCCCUCCUUUCGAUUCAACCUUUCCCUACCUUCGCUUCACCCUCUCCCUCCCUUCUCUUCAACCUCUCCCUCCCUUCGCUUCAACAUCUCCCUACCUUCGCUUCACCCUCUCCCUCCCCUUCGCUUCACCCUCUCCCUCCCUUCGCUUCACCCUCUCCCUCCCUUUGCUUCACCCUCUCCCUCCCUUCGCUUCACCCUCUCCCUCCCUUCGCUUCACCCUCUCCCUCCCUUCGCUUCACCCUCUCCCUCCCUUCGCUUCACCCUCUCCCUCCCUUCGCUUCACCCUCUCCCUCCCUUCGCUUCACCCUCUCCCUCCCUUCGCUUGA
Messenger RNA from Closterium sp. NIES-65, 2460 nucleotides. Lineage: Eukaryota; Viridiplantae; Streptophyta; Zygnematophyceae; Desmidiales; Closteriaceae. The record is from the annotation of a GenBank genome assembly.